UUUCCCGCGUAUCCCGAAACCUCAAACCCGAUUGCUGAAGAACUUGCACUCUGAGCUUCCUCACACCACCGGAGAUUUUCUUCCGUUCAGUCCACCAUGGUCGACCGCGAACGAGAUCGAGACAGAGGCCGCGAUAGAGACAAAGACCGCGACCGCGAUAGGUACAAGGACCGGGAGCGGGACCGUGACCACCGUGAGCGGGACCGGGAACGGCGUAGGGAUCGAGAUGACCGUGACCGCGAACGGGAGCGCGGCCGCAGUAAAAGGUCACACACCCCCGACCGCACCAGAUCCCGCCACACUCGCUCUCGCACCCGCUCGCCGGACCGGCACCGAUCGCGUUCUCUUUCCCGUACUCCUGAGGACCGUUCCGGUCGUCGCCGCCAUCGUACGCCCUCUCCGGAACAUGCUCGAAAGCGUCACCGCCGGGAUUUGACUGCUGACGAUGAAAAGGAGAGGCAGAAAGCAGUGUCUGACUUCGUUGAUGGCAUUGCGAAGGAGCAGCACAAACAGAAGAAAAAUAAAGAUGGUAGCGGUGGUGGUGGCGGUGGAGGGGAAGUAGUGGAGGAGGCCAUGGCUGAUGAGGAUGAAAUUGAGAUGAUGAAGAAAUUAGGUAUUCCCGUGGGUUUCGAUUCGACAAAGGGUAAGCCAGUCGCUGGUGCUGAUGUGAGUGGCGUUAGGGUAGUGACCAAGCGGCAGCCUAGGCAGUACAUGAAUCGGCGAGGUGGGUUCAACCGGCCGUUGCCGGCCGAGCGGAGCCGGUAGCUAAUUGAUUUGGCUAGGUCUCUGAGAGAAACGACCAAGACUGACAUUCUUCCAGAAAUCAUUGAGCAUGGGAGAUGCAUGCAGAUAAAACUAUUCUGAUGUACUCUGGCAUAUUCUGGGUUUGGUUUACUAGGCUUCACUGGAGGCCAGAUGAAGUCUUUAGACGCUCUAUAGUCUGUGUGUAAGAUUGAAACCUUGUAAGUCAUGUUUGAGUUAAUUGAAACCCGGGAUUUUUUUUCCUGUUAUAAAAAUUGGACGACUUUCCAUGUUGCUUUGGUUCUCGUAACAACUGCUAGUCACUACAUUUAUUUGGGUAUUCACCUUGUUGGUGUCAUUUAUCAGGUUAGCAGAACAUUGAUGGUGCUUUGACAGACUAUGAGUUUAGAUAAUUGAAUUGAAUUGAAUUGGUUCUCCAUUCUCCUCCCCCAAACUUAAGAUUAGUUGCUUUAGAGGUAUUUACUGGCCCAAGGCCAGCACUCUGAGAAACCAUACAUAUCAAUUAAAAGCUUCAAACUUUAUCACAGAUGGUCUUCUUUUACGUACAAUUAUUUAUAAAUUAGAUGAUCUACUUGAAACUCUCGUCUCAAAAAUGACACUAGAUCCAAGUGAUAAACAAGGAUGUUCCUUUAUGAUGGUAGCGAUACUGCAGUCUCAAUCAGAAGUACAGUAUGAACAACCGAUAUAUUUCAAUCUCGGCAACUGAAGAGCCAAAGCCACCAAGGAAACUAGAGGAAUUGAGGCCUUUCGAGGGGCGGAGCUGGUGAUCAUUCAGUUGGGGCGGUAGUCACGGUGGAAGGUUUUCGAAUAACAAAGGCUAAGUACUAAGCUUGGGGCUUCUUGUCGAAUGCCAAGCAACAUAUAUAUUAGCAUUUGGGGAAGUUUUUUUGCAUUCUUGUAUUUCACUUGGAACAUAAAAGGAUUCUUUGCAUUCAAACAUAAGCACUUUCCACCGUGGUAGUAUCCCUAUAACCAUGCCCCACCUUCAUUAGAAUGGUUACUUGAGUAGCAUCUUGAUCCCUAUGUAUGCUAAAAAUACUGAUUUUCUUGUAUAUGUUAUAUCUUGAGAUUAACCAUGGAGUAAACUGUAAAGUUUGGAGAUAA
Messenger RNA from Momordica charantia (bitter melon), 1866 nucleotides. Lineage: Eukaryota; Viridiplantae; Streptophyta; Magnoliopsida; Cucurbitales; Cucurbitaceae. The record is from RefSeq and is a predicted model, not a curated record.